Molecule: messenger RNA, 5004 nt
Organism: Amphibalanus amphitrite
Lineage: Eukaryota; Metazoa; Arthropoda; Thecostraca; Balanomorpha; Balanidae
Product: probable phospholipid-transporting ATPase IIB
Exons: 20
Coding region: 690-3953 (1087 amino acids)
Biological process (GO): phospholipid translocation; endocytosis; retrograde vesicle-mediated transport, Golgi to endoplasmic reticulum
Cellular component (GO): endosome; trans-Golgi network; plasma membrane
Molecular function (GO): ATP hydrolysis activity; ATP binding; magnesium ion binding
Source: RefSeq, a predicted model, not a curated record
CCAUGUGCACCUUGACAUCGGGCUCCUCGGCUGACUCAGCCCAGCUGUGUGUGACGUCACACACCUCACAGUCGCCAUGUGGAUGACAUCUAUCACUGUUUUGUCCCUGACGUCAUAUGCGACUGCGAUGACAGAGCUGAUAGCGACCAUGGUGUGCCGAUAGGGGCCGAGGCCGGCUAUGAGAAACUCCGACUGACAGUGGCAGCUGGUGCGUGCGGUGGCGAGGACGGGAUGAUCAGGAAGAGAGUGAUAUGACUUUGGACAUAGAUUUGAGACCUAAGAGAAGACGCUGGCCCAGGCCACAUAGUGUGACUGAAGACAAAAUAGUGGACAAGACAGUGUAACGAGACCGAUUAAGAGCAAAACAGAACGCGAAGAAUACCCUUGAUACGCCCAGAGCUUCAAAGUAUCGCGGCUCAAAGUUCAAUGGUUUCAAAGCAGAGACUACAGCUGGGUGAAGCAUCGAGACUGGGCGAAAUGAACGCUGUGGUGUGUAGGAAGGAGUAGUGACCAGUGGGCGCAGACCGCGGGCAAAACCAACAGGAGAAAGGAGAAAAUGGACUCAAACUUAGAGGCUGUAUGAACUGUGAAUGGUGAUAAACCGCGUAUCCAUUGCCAAGUCUCUGCGGAGUUCAUGAGAACUUUGAGGAGGAAGUGUAGCGAAGACUGAAGGACGGCCGUUUGUGACGAUGCCGGAGGACGGGAUCAAUCUGGUCGAGUGGGACGAGCUGUCUCAGCAGCAGGAGCAGGAGCCGGAGCCGACCCGGCCGCGGCGGCGGUCACCUCUCCUCAGGUGCUUCCAAUGGCUGUUUGCCUCCUGUUUUGGCGACCGCGACUACCGGGCCCGGCUGGUGCGGGUCGGACGGCCGUGUACCGAGAAAUUCCCGCCCAACACCAUCAAAAACCAAAAGUACAACAUCAUCACGUUCAUCCCGAAGGUGUUGUACGAACAGUUCAAGAUGUUUCUGAACCUGUUCUUCCUGAUCAUGGCGCUGUCUCAGUUUUUCCCGGCGCUCCAAGUGGGCUACAUCUACACCUACUGGGGACCGCUGGGUUUUGUGAUCGCGGUGACGAUGAUCCGCGAGGCGGUGGACGACUACCGGCGCUACCGGCGUGACAAGGAGAUGAACAGCACCAAGUACAGCAAGCUCACACACCAGGGACACACCAAGGUGGCGAGCAGUCGUAUCCGCGUGGGCGACCUGCUGCUGAUCGAGAAGAACCAGCGCGUGCCGGCCGACAUGGUGCUGCUGCGGACCACCGAGCGGAGCGGCGCCUGCUUCAUCAGGACGGAUCAGCUGGACGGCGAGACGGACUGGAAGCUGCGACUGGCCGUCGGCUCCACUCAGAAGCUGGCCCGCUCCACCGACCUGUUCAGCAUCGACGCCGAGGUGUACGCAGAGAAACCGCAGAAGGACAUCCACAACUUCAUCGGGACCUUCACACGGCACGACGCGUCGAACGACAACGAUAGUCUGUCGGUGGAGAACACGCUGUGGGCCAACACAGUGCUGGCCUCGGGUACGGCGCUCGGCCUGGUGGUCUACACCGGCCGUGAGACACGCUCCGUCAUGAACAACUCGGCGCCGCGCAGCAAGACCGGCCUGCUCGACCUGGAGAUCAACAAUCUGACCAAGAUUUUGUUUGUGGUGGUGCUGGUGCUGUCGGUGGUGAUGAUGUGCCUCAAGGGCUGGCAGGGGCCAUGGUACCGCUACCUGUUCCGAUUCGUGCUCCUCUUCUCGUACAUCAUCCCGCUCAGCCUUCGCGUCAACCUGGAUAUGGGUAAGAUCUUCUACUCGUGGACGAUCCAGCGGGACUCGGAGAUGCCGCAGGCCGUGGUCAGGUCGACCACCAUCCCGGAGGAGCUGGGACGAAUCGUCUACCUGCUGACCGACAAGACGGGCACGCUGACGCAGAACGAAAUGGUGCUCAAACGCGUCCACAUGGGGUCCGUGUCGUACGGCGUCGACACGUUUGAUGAGGUUCAGUCGCUGGUGGAGCAGCACUUCGCCCCGCCGACGGCCGCCGAGCCGCCCCCGCCGGGCAGCCGUCCGUCCGGUACCGGCCGUAUCCGACGCACCAUGACGGCCCGGGUGGCGGAGGCGGUGCGCGCGCUGGCGCUCUGCCACAACGUCACACCCACGUACGAGGACCCGGCCCAGUUUUCGUCGAGUCAGUUCUCGUCCUACGACAGCACCUCCGUGUCGAGCGCCACGGCCAGCGUGGGCGGCGGCUCGACCGACCUCGAGUCGGGCCAGCUGUCCGAGGGCUCGGCCGCGCGCCGGCCGGUCGUCUACCAGGCCAGCUCGCCCGACGAGGUGGCGCUGGUCACCUGGACGGAGAUGGUGGGCCUCACCCUGGUGCACCGCGACCUGAGCAGCAUGCGUCUGCGCACUCCGGCCGGCCAGCUACUCGACUACGAGAUUCUGCUCGUCUUCCCAUUCACAUCCGAGACCAAACGGAUGGGCAUCAUCGUGCGGGAGACGGCCUCGGGCGAGAUCCGGCUCUACAUGAAGGGAGCCGACACUGUGAUGUCGUCAAUCGUUCUCUACAAUGACUGGCUGGAGGAAGAGUGUGACAAUCUGGCCCGCGAGGGACUGCGUACCCUGGUGGUGGCCAGUAAGAGGCUGUCCCAGGAGCAGUAUACCGAGUUCGAGCAGCGCUACAACGCCGCCAAACUGUCUGUCACAGAUCGGGCUGCUAAGGUGUCCGCCGUGGUCGAGUCCCUCGAGCGAGAGAUGGAGCUGCUCUGUUUGACCGGUGUGGAGGACCGGCUACAGGAUCACGUGCGGCCCACGCUGGAGCUGCUCAGGAACGCCGGCAUCAAGACUUGGAUGCUGACCGGCGACAAGCUGGAGACGGCCUCCUGUAUCGCCCAGUCGUCUCGGCUGGUGUCGCGCUCGCAGAACCUGCACAUCUUCCCGGCUAUCUCGACCCGUGCCGAGGCGCAUCAGGAGCUGAACGCGUUCAGAAGAAAGAACGACUGCGCCCUGGUCAUCAAGGGAGACGCUCUGGAGAUCUGUCUGCGCUACUACGAGCUGGAGUUUAUGGAGCUGGCCUGCGCGUGUCCGGCGGUGGUGGUCUGUCGGUGCUCGCCUACUCAGAAGGCCUCUGUGGUGCAGCUCAUUCAGCGACACACGGGAAAACGGACGGCAGCCAUCGGUGACGGCGGAAACGACGUCAGCAUGAUCCAGGCGGCGGACUGUGGUAUCGGUAUUGUGGGGAAGGAGGGGAAGCAGGCCUCGCUGGCGGCCGACUUCAGCAUCAUCCAGUUCUGCCACCUGGCCAGACUGCUGCUGGUGCACGGCCGGUACUCGUACCACCGCUCGGCCUCUCUAAGCCAGUUCGUCAUCCACCGCGGUCUGAUCAUCUCCACAAUGCAGGCUGUCUUCUCGUCCGUUUUCUACUUCGCCUCCAUCGCGCUCUACCAGGGCAUUCUGAUGAUCGGGUACGCUACUCUGUACACGAACAUGCCGGUAUUCUCGCUGGUCCUGGACCGAGACGUACCGGCCAAAAUCGCCCUGACCUACCCGGAGCUCUACAAGGAGCUCACCAAGGGUCGCUCGCUCUCCUACAAGACGUUCUUCCUCUGGGUGGCCAUCAGCAUCUACCAGGGCGGUAUUCUGAUGUACGGCGCCAUCUGGCUGUUUGAGGACGAGUUCAUCCACAUUGUCAGCAUCAGCUUCUCGGCGCUGAUCGUCACCGAACUGCUGAUGGUGGCGCUGACAAUUCGCACGUGGCAUUAUCUAAUGGCCGCUGCCGAGAUAGCGAGUUUCACCAUCUACAUCAUCUCGAUGGCCAUACUCAAGGACGUCUUCGAUCGAGAGUUCAUCCAGAGCCUGGACUUUCUGUGGAAGGUGCUGGCCAUCACUUUGGUCAGCUGCCUGCCGCUCUACGUUCUCAAGUUCCUCACGCGGCGGUUCUCGCCACCUUCCUACACGAAACUCACAUAGACGUGGUCAAGGAACAAAGUGGGAGCCCCCCACGACACUCAUCUAUUGUGGACACUCAGACUUUCGGUCUCGGCAGCGCUGGAGCGCUGAACUGGCGAGGAUCUCGGACUCUCCGCCCAGUCGGCUGGCCACCGAGCUGUGCCGGAAUAGUACGAUGGAGAUCCGUCUCGUCCAGCCCCGUUCUGACGAGCCGCGCUCCCAAGCCAGGACGGUGUUACUGGUUCCUGGUAAUCGAAAUGACAACCACUCACGGACUGCGUAGCGUAAACCAACGCAUCGCGUGUGUCUCAGACGAUGCGUCGGUUACACCUGUGGAAGUCCCUAGAGCGAUCAGUGAUGGAAGAGAACAUGAAGUGCUGCGCUGAUCAGUGAGGACUCUGAGCGGCCCGGGCUGUGUGCGCGCCGCUCCGGAGCGGGCGCUGCAGCCUGCAGUGACCUCUGCUAGUGCCGUCAAACGGCUCGUCAUUGACCGUCUCUAUCGAGAGUCGUCACCCCGUGCAGAACUUCCGGUGGACUUUGAUACGCAGCCACCGAUCUAACUCGUAUACGCUGAGGAAUUGUGAAGUGUUGAAGCUACCUUUGCGUGUUCGUAAUCGGCGUUUCCCUCUGAUACAAUGGUGGUGGACUCAGACGGAGGAUUACGGUAAACUGCCGAAUUUGCGCCGUUCUCUCAGAGGACCUGGAAACUAUUUAUAUGAACACAGUCGGGCGCCAUAGGUCUAUGCGUUCUGUUUUAUAUUGUAGGUAAGUAUUAUGCUUAGUUCACGUUUCCUAGCAACGCACCACCGUAUCGGUUUUGUAGUAGAGCUGGACUGGCAGGCUUAUAGCGGUAUGAAGGAGGCGGGGGGGGGGGGGGGGGAAUAAUUCCGUGUAAGGCAUGCGAGAGUGUGUGCUGACUGAAGGCAAGGUCCUGAGUUGGCAGAGUGGAUGAAGGUUUAUAUGAGGCGUGCUUAUCCCAGGCGUCCUCACUACGCGCGAUGUGUUUUGUUUAAGCUGUGAUACAUCUGUCCUGAGCUCUUGUAACCAUACAAAUACACGUAAUAUCAAAAGA